This is a messenger RNA of Staurois parvus, 317 nucleotides long. NCBI's taxonomy places the organism in Eukaryota, Metazoa, Chordata, Amphibia, Anura, Ranidae. The record is from the annotation of a GenBank genome assembly.
UUAACCACUUGCUGUCCGCCUGCUGUUUAUAAACGGCAGGGCGGUGCAGUCCAGAGGUGGGUUGCCGUUCAUAAACGGCACCCGCCUUUUCUAGCUGUGUGCGCUCCCUGGGAGCGUGCAGCACCACGAUCCGGUGCCCGCUGUGUCCUCUGGACACAGUGAAACACCAUGAUCUGGUGCCCGCUGUGUCCUCCGGCCAAUCAGUGAUCACUACGUGUGAAAUCUGUGAAUGAUCACAGAAGUCACAUGUUACAAGGCUAUUCACAACAGCCUUGUACCAUGUGACAAGCUGUGACCAAUCACAGCUCACUCAGUAC